AUGGAUGGAAGUGGUGAUAUGAAGUUUACAAUAUGUGAGGAUGAAACCACUGCAACAACCGCGAAAAGUCGACAACGCCUAUUAUCUCUUUCUGUUCCACCUUCUCCAUGGUUUGGUCUCGAUAUCGGAGGAACGUUAGCCAAGUUGGUAUAUUUUGAACCACAGGAUGAUGAAUUGUUUGAUGAAACGGAUGAAGAGUUCAUACGUAAUAAAAGAAUACAACGCUAUUUGUUUUCAAAAAAAGCUUAUGCUAAUUCUGGAUUUCGUGAUGAGCAAUUGCAGCUGAAGGAUGUCGAAAUCAAUAGUCGCAUUGGAACUCUACAUUUCAUUCGUUUCCCAACUGAUCGUAUGGUCGAUUUCAUAGGCUUGGUAAAAGAUAAAGGUUUUGCGCGGUUGAUUAGUACAAUUUGCGCUACUGGUGGAGGUGCGGUGAAAUAUGCCGAACAUGCUGAAAAAAUUUUGGGAAUGCAAUUUCAUAAGGCUGAUGAGUUGGAUUCGCUAAUUAAGGGAAUAGAAUUUAUAGCUGCAAAUAAUCCCAAUGAAUGUUAUUACUAUGAAAAUCCAUUAAAUGAUCAAACAUGUAAAAAAGUUAUAUGGCGAUGGUCUAGCGGUCGAUCAUCGACAUCAAAUUUACUUAAUGACGAAAAAAAGGAUGGUCUUCAGUAUCCCUAUAUAGUAUGUAAUAUUGGAAGUGGUGUUUCAGUUCUUACAGUACGUGGUCAUAAUAAUUUUGAACGUAUUACUGGAAGCAGUAUCGGGGGUGGGUUUUUCCAAGGAUUAUGUGCUAUAAUGUGUGGUUGUGAUUCGUUCGAAGAAUCAAUCGAAUUGGCUUCUCACGGUGAUAAUAAAAAUGUCGAUAAACUUGUUAGAGACAUUUAUGGGUCUGAUUACGCACAGGUUGGAUUGUCGGGUGAUGUUGUCGCGGCAAGUUUUGGUAAAAUUGGUUCUUCUAAAAAUCGUGACAAGGUAGCUCGAGCAGAUUUAGCCCGAUCAGCUUUGGUCACUACUGCCAACAAUAUUGGGUCUAUCGCUUUUUACGCAGCAAAAUCGUGUAAUAUUGAUCGAAUUGUUUUUGUAGGUAAUUUUUUACGUGUUAAUCCAAUAGCUGCACGAUUGUUGAGCUACGCAAUGACAUUUUGGUCAAAGGGCACCAAGAAAGCAAUUUUUCUUAUGCAUGAAGUUCGCUUUCAUUUUGUUAACUCUGUUCUCCAAGCAUUGGGUUACCUUGGCGCUGUGGGCUGUUUACAUAAAUUAGUUGACGUGACCAAUAUGAGAAGGCAAGUACGGGCAAUGAAUGGAGAUUUGACUCUAAAAGAUUCUUUAUAA
Molecule: messenger RNA, 1326 nt
Organism: Dracunculus medinensis (Guinea worm)
Lineage: Eukaryota; Metazoa; Nematoda; Chromadorea; Rhabditida; Dracunculidae
Source: the annotation of a GenBank genome assembly